GUUGUUUCGCCGAAAUAAAAGAAAAGAAAAAAAACGAAAAAAAGCAAGAAUUUUCUCUUGUUCCAAUAAAUAGUGUGUAUGGUGUGUGUGUUAUUUGUUCCAUCCCUUUAACAUCAUCGUCAACAUUUUUCCAUUCAAUUGGCUCAAGCCAGAAAUAUAUACCUACAUCAAAAUUCGUAGAAGAGAACCGAAAAAAGAAGGUUUAAGUUUUUACCAAGAAAAAAAAUUCAAAAUAAUCAGACGGGAAAUAAUUGGUGGGAUCUCAUCUCAGUAUGAAUUCGUAAUAACGAUAACGGAACGUAACCUACGCCAAAAACGCAAAUGUUGAACACCGAAACAUAGGUAAUAAGUGUAGUGUUAAACCACCAAACCAAACAACAACAACAAAAAAUAAUAAUAGAAUUGCUGUGAUAUCAUUAUAAAAAGUCGUCUAAAUAGAGAUUUACACAGAAUUUUGUAUAAAUACGAGAAACAAAAAAAAAAACAUACACACGUACAAGCUGCAUACGACAUCAGAAGGCAUUUGACGAAUAAUAAUAUCCAAGGCGAAUGAAAGCACACGGUGAGCGCACGCCAAGGAAGUCGAGCGAAAAAAAAGGUAGAAAAAGUAAACAGUAAACAACGCACCGGGGCGAAAUAUCAUAGCGCGCAGAAACAGAAAGAAACCACCAGGACAGCUGAACGGGAAGGGAAACAACAGCGAAAUAAUAAACCAUAAUAACACAUUCGCUAAAGCUCAAAGACAAUAAACGCAGCACGAGCAUAGAUUCACGUUAAAAUUUAAAAAGCACCGUCGUCGUCGUCGCCGUCGUCGUUGUUGCUAUCGUCGUUUCUGUUGUCGCUGUUGUUGUUGUUACACAGUCGAGCCGCCCAGCAACUCUCGGAAGAGAGGAAUAAGAGACCAUAAAACACAUCGAACGAAAUGGGCAAGAAAAACUCGAAGCUAAAGCAAGAUACGAUCGACAGAUUGACAACUGAUACCUACUUCACAGAAAAAGAAAUAAGACAAUGGUAUAAGGGAUUUUUAAAAGACUGCCCGAAUGGCUUACUAACAGAGCAAGGUUUCAUAAAAAUUUACAAACAAUUCUUCCCACAAGGUGAUCCAAGCAAGUUUGCGUCAUUGGUAUUUCGAGUUUUCGACGAGAAUAAUGAUGGAUCGAUUGAAUUUGAAGAAUUCAUCCGAGCGUUAUCGGUUACAUCAAGAGGAAAUCUGGAUGAAAAACUGCAUUGGGCAUUCAGACUUUAUGAUGUGGACAAUGAUGGGUUCAUAACACGAGACGAAAUGUAUAAUAUCGUUGACGCAAUUUAUCAGAUGGUGGGCCAGCAACCACAGUCCGAAGAUGAGAAUACACCACAAAAACGUGUCGAUAAGAUUUUCGAUCAAAUGGAUAAGAAUCACGACGACAAAUUGACGCUGGAGGAAUUCCGAGAUGGCAGCAAAGCAGACCCACGAAUCGUACAAGCCUUGAGCUUAGGCGGUGAUUAAUGGUAAAAUGAAACACCACAGCAACAUGAUUAGCGUGGGCUGCCAAGAACCAUCACCAAUUCAAAGACGCAGACGACGACUUGAGCAACAAUAACCACUGAAUAAGACUAACGAACAUUAGAAAAAACUCACACAAAACAACAACAACAACAUGUUUUGUGAAAAUGACGAAUAAGAAAACAAAAACUACAUAAACAUAGCCUUUUUUAGAAAGUAUUAACAAACAAACAAAACGUUUAACGUUUAAUAUUACGCGCACGCUCGCGAUUUUCGUUCAAUUUUCAUGUUAUGUUAGUUUUUAAAUGACAAAAACGAUUAAAUUGUGGACGAGAAUUCAAUGACAGGAGAGUUAAAUUGAUGAUUGAAUAUUGGCAUUGCUAUAUUUUGCGCGACACUCUGGUGUCAAUAAAUCAAAUCAUUCGGAACAUAUUCAAUGAGAGCACAAAAUUAGCACAAUUCGCAAAACGAGCAACAACUGAAAUAAAACAAAGCAAAGAAACAAACAAGAAAAAAGUCACAAAAAUAAACCCUAAAGCAUUCUCUGUUUUGUACACGCAAUAUUUAAGAAAACUUCAACAGACAACAACAAAAAAAUUACACUCCGAAAGCAAACCGAAGACAAAUAAGAAAAAAAAAUGUUUUUAUGUAACAAUAUGCAAUUAGAAUUUAUAUAUUUACAUUAUAUUUACAUUGAAAAGAGUUGACAAGAAAAAACAAGUUAUUGAUUAAUAUUUACGAGAUGAAAUGAGAAAAAAACGAUGAAUUAGUAUUUGCUCAGUCAAUUGAAAUGGAAGAGGAAGAAGCAGAGACGUGACCGCAGAGAGGACGGCUCGUUAUUUUAUUUAUUUUAACUGAAAUGAUUAUUAUCGAAUGAAUGAAAGAAGAAAGGAGAAACAAAGGAAAACACACAGUUUUUUUUUGUUGGUUGUUAACCGUUUGAUUGUUAUUUUGUAGAUGCCAGUAUAGUUAUCAGAUUGUAUUUUGUUGCCACGCCAGGCACAUUGAAAAUCGCACCAUUGUUAAAGACAAAUUGAAAUGGCGAGGCACGUUUUGUUCAAAUUUUCCAAAUAAAAGAGAAAAACACAUACUUACACACACUUGUGAAAUUGUUAACAAAUACCUAUCCUAACACGCAUUUUGUGUGCGGAAAUAUGCAACAACAAAAAAGCUGUAAUACCACAGUCUAAUCGACACAAACAAACACAAUUUUUUUUUGCUCAAUGUUUAAACCAAAAAGAAGAAAGAAAAAAAACCGAAAAAAAAGAUUCAAGAAACAAAAUUCUUCCUGCUUAAAAUGACCUUUUAAACAUUUCAUGCUAUCACCAAACAAAAUAACACAUAUAUUUUGAAAUUAGUACUAAAUUUAUAGCUUACGCGUAGAGAUUUAUUCACUUCUUUGAUUCGAACAAUGAGACAUUAUGUGCACUUUUAUGGUUAAAAGGACACGCAUAUUUGCAUUUAGAUGAAAUUUGAAUGGUUGGUCGAUUGGACUUUAGAAAAAACCGAUGGUUAUUUGAUGUUGUUGAACCCGAGCAGAAAGCUCUUAACUCACGGAAAAUCCGCAUCAUCCUCACUGGAAUCAAAUGAUCAAUUCAACUGUGAGAAAAAAGAAGAAUAAGCUGAAAUGUAAACGACGCAAACAAAAUAGUAUGAAAUCAAUCAUUCCACUUUAUCACAGUUUCGUUGUGACACAGAGAGUACAAAUGUGUUUUUUUUUAUUUCUUCAAAAUCAGAAACGGUUGUGCGUUUUUUUAAAGUCCCAUCGUUUUGCCAUGUAAGAAAUACAAAGCAAUACUAUUUUCAAUUCAUUUUAGCUAGUAAUUGUAGUGGUUUUAUGUAAAUAUCACAUUUAUUGAAUAGAAAACACUGAAGGUUGAACAUUUGAUAGAAAACACUUUUCAAACAACAUCAAUUCUAAUAAUAAAAUAUUGAACAUUCACUCGUCUCCAUGGACUAAGAAUAUCGUUAGAUUUUCACAUAAACAAAAAUCAAACAUUCUCAUCCAUUUUUGUCACUUUGAUUAUCCGCUUGAUUCGAUACACUUUUUGCUCAAGUAUUUGAUAUCGCAUCUUAGCUUUGCUAUUUUGCCUUUUUCGGAACGAUAAUGUCGCUAAAAGGGUUUAUUUUUAGCAUUCACAUCACGCCGACGUAGAUUGAAAUUUCUUACUUCUUAUGCUAUUAUAUCCACACCAUUUUUGAGCCUGAAUUUCGUGACUGUCGUGUGCUCAAGAGUUAAAUUACUCGUUUCCAUUCCCAUUUAUACUUCAGAAGACAUGAAACUUAAAUUUUAAUUAUGGAUGUUUUUCACUCAUCCAUAAGUUCAUUUACAUACUCUACUGACGAGGGAAAAAUUGUCUACAAUGAUACAUUUUACAUGGCUACAACGUGUGUAUCUGUCGACAUGUCUGUUAGUUUCUCACUCGUGGACAUGAUGUUGCCAUGAAUGAAAACUUGAGCACGGAUACGGCACUGGAUGUAUUUUUGAAAAUUGAACUUUUUUUUGGGGAAAUCAAUUACAUUCGUUUUGUUUUCAUAUUGAUCAAUAACCAAAAAUUCGAAAGUUCACUUUAAAAAUCAAAUACUACCAGUGCAAGUAUGUGUUGGCAUAAAACACACAGACAAUUUUCAUUUCCAACAAUUCUCGAACAUGCAUAGCUACACAUACAAAAGAAAUUUAUGACAAAUCACUAAAAAAGUGUCAUCGCAAACCGAUAUUGUGCUGUACUUCAAUAUUUUUAGCUUGCUGUUCGAAAGAAGUGUGCUAUAUGGUGUGCGGCCGAGCCUUUUCGGUGCCGCAAACGAAACACCCAUCGCUUAGCAAGCCACAUUUAUACAUUAAACUUUGAAAAUAUAUAUUAAACUUAUGAACAACAAAUAAAAAAAAACAAAUCUUAAAUUUUACUUAAAACAAAUAAAAUUCAAAUCGCCUAAAUUCUUACUAUAAAACUUUAAACAAAUAAAUAAAACAACAAAAACUUAUUAUAAACAAAUUAAAUUAUUAAACAUGCAACAUAUAUGUCAUAUGUUGCGUCUAUGCAAAUUGAGUCAUUGCAUUCUAUUAUGCAUACACACCUAGAACAACAACAAAAAGGCUACUAACUACAUUUAGUUUUUAUUAAUGCUCUUGUGCAAUUCUUAAACAACACUAACAUUUUUUGAUAAAAUUAGCGACGUUUAACAAAACAUGAAAAGAAGUACAAUCAAAACAAAAAGCAAAGCAUUUAUUUUUAAGAUGAACAAAGAGAAACAAACACAUACACACACAUAAUAUGAAUUACAUUUACGUUUCGAUUCACUCUGCAUUUGUGGAUAUUUGCUUUUGAACUAACAAACCAAAUAAAGAUUAAUAAGAAUCAGCUCUUUGAAUUUCGUUACGCAACGUUUGUUUCCGUUUCAAAAGAAGGGACGACAAAGAAAGUUAAAUUGUGAUAAAUUCCGAGAAAAGAACAUCAAGCUAUCUCUCAAAUACCUCUGCAAACGAACAACACUCACAAACAGCAUCAUUGAGAGGGCUUUUCUUCAAAUGAGGGAGAAUUGCCACUUCUUCAGUAGGAUUAUUGUGGUUAGCAUUUGCUGACAAUGAAACUGACAUUUAUGACGGUGCUUUCUUCUCGCCGAAUCUGUUGACUAAUUAGUUUUCGUCAAAACCAAAAUCGCACCAUCCCAUUGGAUUUUAAAAUGAUUAACUUUCUAUGAUUGAUGAACAAAAUAGCGACAAAAAUAGACGCGAAUACAGAAAACAAAGAAAACAUUGAGAGAAAAAAAUGAACAAAAAAUAUUAUUAGAUGAGUUACUUAAGAGACGGUAUAUUUUAUAAAAUAUUCUAAAAAGCCUUCAAAAUUGUAGCGAACAAAUGCAAACAAACAAACACAAAUCGCGCGCGCAAUCUUUAUUUUACUUCGCAUUGAAUUCGAAUAGCUAGGCGACUUCUAAACCGGUGGAGCCAGUUUCGAAUUCCAAAGCAGUUUCAAGGGAAAACCAUUUCCUACUCCACGAAACACAAGAAAAAAAAAUGUGAGAUGAAAAGCCAGUGGCUUAAUUCGAUGUGAAGGUAAAAAAGAAAAUAUGAUAAAGAAGAGAAAAAACACCAUAACGGUAUCUGGUUGCCUUUUGAUUUUACAUUAUGUGGGCCAAGAUUUGUUGAAUUAAACCAUGAGAUUAUGUGUUGUGUUUUUUUUUGUUUCCAUUUGAAAUCACGGUGAUUCACCGAUCUUCUUCCCUCCCAAAAGGAAUGAAAGCAAUCCUAGAUUAAGAAAUGAUGUUCAUUAAAUGGGCGGUUUCCGUUCUGAACGUGUCCUUUUUUUUUGUUAUCGCGUCCAAGUCUUUCGUUUAUGCACGUGAAUUAAUUCACUUGAUAACGAUUCUUUUAAUUUUGAAUAAUUGAAAGGAAAAAGCAACAAAAAGUCGCCUCGGAUAAUUUCAUGUUCCGCCCAUAGACGCUCUUUUUCUCUCUAUUCGGUUGUUCUAUUGCUCUUUUUCUUAAAGAAAUUCCAAGUGAUUACAAUAUGGAUUCAUUAAAUAUUUAUCGGGAUCUUCUUCAAUUUCGAUUAUAUAAGGCCGACCUAUGCAUUAUUAUCUAGACACUGUAAGGAAACAAACACGAAUGAUAUAUGAUCUGUAUGGGGGGUUGUAUACAAAGUUAUAAACAUAUUGCUUGUAAAAGUUGACAGAUAACCAAAGACCGAUAGGCCAUCAUGAAAUAUGUCACAGAAAAAAAAACACACACACGUUAUUAUAUUCAUAUACAAAAAUAUCUAUAUCAUUGUGAGUGAGAGAAACAUUCAAGCUUCAUAAAUGUUUUAUACAGAGAAAAAUCAACUUGAACAUUUCGAAACAAUAACAAACACACGAGAAAAACACUUCACAUAGAACAGAAAAGUAAAAGAACAUAUAUAUGAGAAAGUCGAUUGAACGGAAUAAAAAAAACUCGCUUCUCUUUGAACACAUGUUCACAUCCAUUGGUUUUACGCACUUUGGCCGUGUGACCAACUGACAACAUAUUUUUCGGCAUUUCGGCAACAACUAAUUAAAAGCGAAACAUUGUUACGAUAUAUGUAUGUUGUUUACGAUGACAUACACAAUACACACUCAUACAUAUAUACAUACAGCAUACACAACUCACACUCACAGUAAAAUAGUUACGCAAAAAAAAAUUGAGAGAAGAAAAAGGAGGAAAAAAUAAUAAAAACCAAAAGUUAUUACAAGAAUAUUAAUAAAAUAAAA
Molecule: messenger RNA, 6709 nt
Organism: Sitodiplosis mosellana (orange wheat blossom midge)
Lineage: Eukaryota; Metazoa; Arthropoda; Insecta; Diptera; Cecidomyiidae
Product: frequenin-1
Exons: 9
Coding region: 923-1486 (187 amino acids)
Molecular function (GO): calcium sensitive guanylate cyclase activator activity; calcium ion binding
Source: RefSeq, a predicted model, not a curated record